Messenger RNA from Trichoderma breve, 1023 nucleotides. RefSeq names its product d-isomer specific 2-hydroxyacid dehydrogenase, NAD binding domain-containing protein. Gene Ontology annotation, molecular function: oxidoreductase activity, acting on the CH-OH group of donors, NAD or NADP as acceptor; NAD binding. Lineage: Eukaryota; Fungi; Ascomycota; Sordariomycetes; Hypocreales; Hypocreaceae. The transcript is spliced from 3 exons. The record is from RefSeq and is a predicted model, not a curated record. Bases 1 to 1023 code for a protein of 340 amino acids.
AUGGCUGCCAAGCGACUCAAGAUUGCCGUCUUAGACGACUACCAACAUGCAUCUGAGAAGCACUUUGCAAAGUUCAAGGAUCAACAUGAGAUUGCUUACUUUCCAGACACUUUGCUACCAUACAACGGCCCAGACACCCCGCAGUCGGUCAAGGAUGAGUUGGUUAAGAGGCUUGAGCCCUUUAAUGUCAUAAGUACUGUAAGAGAGCGGACGCCAUUCCCUGCAGAACUGGUGAAUCGACUGCCCAAUCUGCAGCUUCUCAUGACACAAGCUCGCCGCAACUUGUCAUUGGAUCUCGAUGCAUUCAAAGCGCGGGGCAUCCCCGUCGCCACGGCAAUUCACGUUCAUGCCACUGGGGAGAAUGCCGUCGAGAGUACCGUUGAGCAUAUCGUGACCACGAUCCUAGCACUCGCAAGGAACAUUGCCGCAGACGACGCUGCAAUGAAAGCGGGCCUGUGGCAGACCGGCCUUUGCACUUCCCUGUCCGGAAAGACUCUGGGUAUCAUCGGGCUUGGCCGUCUGGGCGGUGCCGCAGCUCGCAUCCUUCACGUUGGUUUCGGCAUGAAGGUCAUAGCCUGGAGCCAGAACCUCACUCAGGAGGCUGCCGAUGAGCAAGCCAAGCACUUCAACUUGCCUGUCACAACCUCCACCGGAGAAAAGACUUUCAAGGCCGUCAGCCGCGAGGAGCUCUUCAGAACCUCUGAUGACUUUGACAUGAUGAAGCCAUCGGCCUUCUUCCACAACACGUCGAGAGGCCCGCUCGUCAACGAACAGGACCUACUCAACACCCUCAAGGCCGGCAAGAUUCGCGGCGCCGCGCUCGAUGUCUUUUGGCAGGAGCCUCUUCCUGUGGACAGCGAGUGGAGGAGCUCUGAAUGGGGUAAGAAUGGUCGGAGUCACUUGUUAGUCACGCCGCAUACUGGCUACGUUGAAGAGACGGCCAUCAACGGCUUCUAUGAGCAGGCGACUAGGGAUUUGCAAACCUGGAUUGACGGCAAGGAGCUGCCCCUGAGGCUUGUAUGA